UCCUACCAUACACAAUGAGGAAUCUCAUAUUACUGCUCAUGGUCGUCUGUGUGGCUCAUACAGCAAGACACUCUCUAAAGAAUUUCUAUACCGUUUCCACUGGAGUACCAAACUUUCCAGAGUUUGUGUUCUUAGGAGUGAUCGAUGAUACUGAGUUUUGUUACUGCAACAUCAGUAAAACGAUUGUUGAAGGAAAAAGCGACUGGUUUAAAGAAUGGCUUCAAAAUCAAGAUAACUUCAAGAGCUUCCAAGAGAUGUGUUUUGGACAAGGUGCAAAAGACACCAAAAUUGCCCUCAGUGAUUUUAUGCUUGACCUCAAUCUACAUGAAGGUGUUCACAUCCUACAGUCUUUCAGUGGCUGUGAGAUAGAUUACUAUAAAAAUCAGUCUUCUAGUUUCACGCGGGUUGGAUUUGAUGGAGAAGACUUUCUGACACUGGACAUGAAUAGCUUGGUUUGGAUUCCUCAAAAUAACCGAGCUGCCUCAAUAAAACACAAAUGGGACCUUAAGACAGAAUGGACAAAAUCAAUUCAUUACUAUUAUACCAUAUAUUGCCCGAUAUUGCUGAGUGAGUUACUAAAGGUUUCCAAGAUGUCACUUCAGAAAACAGUCCUUCCUACAGUGUCUCUCCUCCAGAAGAACCCCUCCUCUCCAGUGAGCUGUCAUGCUACAGGUUUCUACCCAGAGAGCGCUGUGAUGUUCUGGAGGAGGGGUGAGGAGGAGAUUCAUGAAGGUGUAGAACAUAGAGACAUCCUCCCAAACCAUGAUGAAACAUUCCAGAUGGAGACAGUACUGGAUGUCUCAUUAAUUCCUCUGGAAGAUUGGGGGAAAUAUGACUGUGUCUUUCAGCUCUAUGGUGUCAGCAACGACAUCAUCACCCCUCUGGAUAAGACAAUAAUCAAGACCAAUCAAAAGGAGUCCAAUAGCACAGAUGCCUCUAUCGCUGCUUCAUUGGUGUUUGUUGUUCUCAUCAUCAUAGCAGUCAUUAUAUACAUUUAUUUCAGGAAGAAAGAUUCUCACAACAGCACUGAGCUAACAGCGAGUCUGAAUCAAGAAACCUGAUGUAUAACCUGAGUUUUGCCUCAAAAAAAUAUCCAUAUAAAAUGUUAUUAAAGCUAUAGUGGUAAAUAAUAUAUUGGUCAGACUGCAGCGAGAUGAUCAGCUCCCCCACUGCUUCUCCCCUCCAACAAUGCGGAGGCCUUCAUGGUUCAUGGUACAAAAUGCCUACCUGCAUCACCUAUUUUGUCGAGCGAUUACAAGGUCUGUUUAUGAUAUAAUUUUAUAAAAAGUAUUUCAUCAGUAUUUGUAGCAUAUAGAUUUUAUACAGCCCUAAUUUGUCACAGUUGAACGUGUGGAUGAUCUGUACAGUCAGUAUUCACUCUUAGCUGCCGUAGCGCAAAGAUGUGAGACCUGCCCCUAUGUAAUAAUAAAUAGCAAUUUUAAGGUAAACCAAACGAUAAAAUAAAGAGCCUUUCAGUUUGUAGAUGAUGAUAAAUUACAUACAUAUUUAUAAUAUAUAAAAAUUCUGUCAGUAAAUCCCUGAAAUUGUUACACACUGGAGCUCUAAGGCAACACUAUGUGACUUUGACUCAAGUACUGACAUAAUUUAAGAUAGAUUAAAAUAAGAUAAAAUAAGAUCUUGUAUCCAAUAAAAACCUGCUGAUUGUAUUGAGUUAUUGACUUCUGGGCACACUCCUCUUGGAUGAGAUUGGUUGCAUUUUGUUGUUGACUCAACAGCGUCUCACUAAGCAUGCAUGCAGCAACAGUGGAGAAGAAAAACUCCUGUUUAAUGGCAACUCCUUAAAUUAAGUCUUCUGUUAAGAGGAUUGGUUAGGAAAUAUAUACUAUAUAGCCAUUUAGUCAAAAUGCCAUUGUAGCAGAAUCAAUUAAUCUGGGAUCGACUUCAUGGUCUCUUAAUGCUAAGUGCCUGUUGGCUUUUGUGAAAUGGAUAAUGCCAGAAUGCUUAGUCCCUACUGAGUCCAGCCUAGAUUAAUUUCUUAUGCAGAAUUUAUUAAUUCUACUUUUGUGAAACAGUCACCAGGUUUACUUAAGCCAUGUAUGCAUUUCCUGUUUCUUAGUUAUGGUGAGAUGAAGCCUCAUGAGAAAUUGAGCCUUUUGGGCAAAUUGCUCCAACGAUCCCCACAGUUCAUGAAGCUUCAUGUGAACAUGUCACCACCUAUUGGUGGAGUGUAUAACUACAGUUAGUAAUAUAAUCUGUGAUUUUGUUGCAAUUGUUUUUCUUGAUUUUGAAGUUCCAUUGAAAUUGUUAAUUAUUUGUGUAUAUAAUAUAUAUUUUGUAAGGUUUGUAAAUCUUACAGAAGUUUGUUAAUCAUUACAUUUUUCUGUUAAUCAUUAAAUUGUUAAUGAUUAGGUUUGUUAAUCAUUAAAUUGUUAAUGAUUUGUGUGUAUAGUAUAUAUUUUGUAAGGUUGUGUGUAAAUGUUUUAGAAGAGAACAAUAUUUCAAGGCACUUUGUUUUUCUGUAAUUUUAGUGAAAUAAGCUCGAGUGAAAGUGUUUGUGAAAGUGUGCAAAUUGGGCAAUGAUGAACAAAAUGAAAGGUGUUAGUCAUUUUUAUUAAAGAUAACAGUUUUUCCCAUAGUUUUUGUUUUUUUUUGUGGUUGGAAGUUAUGUGUCCAACCAAUCUUUUGGUUAAACCAACCAAUCUAACUUGGCAGUGUUUUUACCCAAUCUAUAUUGGUAAAAUGGCAAACCAAUACAAACUAGUCGCAUUGGCCAAAAUACUGGUUAAGUAGCAUAGCAACUUUUAAAAGUUUAAACCAGGUCUUGAACCAUUAACCUUUGGACUGAGAGGAAAAGACUUACAACAUAUGUCACUUGCAAUGAUGCAAGAUGGUACUCUGUCAUGAUUCUGUCUUUUUGUUGUCUCUGUUUAAGUUUUAUUUUGAGUUUUAAGUUACACUUUGAUUUAUGUCAUUCUGUGUUUUCUAGGUAACAAGCUUUGUUUCUAUUUUGUGGAACUGCUAGUUUUUUUUUUUUUUUUUGUAUUUGAGUUCUUAUUUAUAUCUUGUUUAGUGUAUGUUACCCCCUUGUGUCAGUCUCUUUUCCCCUAACUUCCUUCCUGGUCAGGGUUAGGCCAUAGGAAUGAAUGUAAUAUCACUAGAAGUCUAUGGAAAUUCUCCAUAAGGAGUGUUUGUGUGUAUACUUGUUUAUGUUACAUUUUUAUGACAGUUUUUGGUGUAUUUACUAAGCUUCCGAGGACCAACAGUACUUGUGGGACCAAAGGCUGGUCCUAAUGGGUGGACCCCUGUUUUUAUGUCACGGAAUCCGUUUAGAGAUAUGGUGUGAAUUAUAAUUAGGUUAGGGCUUGGGAUAUAGUAGUUAUGGUUAGGGUUAGGGUAAACUGAAAUUUAUGUGAGUCAAUUUAAAAUCUUAAUAUGGAUAGAAAUACAAAUCUAUGGGUCUCUGUCUUAUGUUCAAACUGUCUAUCUGUCUUACUAUCUAGGCAAGGCAAGGCAAGGCAAAUUUAUUUGUAUAGCACAAUUCAGUACAAAGACAAUGCAAAGUGCUUUACAUGAUUAAAAUACGGGAAGAUAAAACUGAAUCAA
Cyprinodon variegatus (sheepshead minnow) is the source of this 3564-nucleotide messenger RNA. Its product is annotated as major histocompatibility complex class I-related gene protein-like. Bases 15 to 1061 code for a protein of 348 amino acids. Gene Ontology annotation, cellular component: external side of plasma membrane. Gene Ontology annotation, biological process: immune response. The record is from RefSeq and is a predicted model, not a curated record. NCBI's taxonomy places the organism in Eukaryota, Metazoa, Chordata, Actinopteri, Cyprinodontiformes, Cyprinodontidae. The transcript is spliced from 6 exons.